AUGUCUUGCUCAAAUCUAACAAUGUGGGUCUCAUCAAAACCUUCCCUUUCCGACGCUUCAUCCCUAUCCUCCCGCUCGUUUCUCACCCCUUUUCAGCUUCCGUCUCAAACUUCUUCACCCACCCCGAACCCCUCCAGAUCGUCCUCAGUGACUCCGAUCCACUGUAACCUCCGUGAGCUCCGAGAUCGUAUCGGGUCUGUGAAAAAUACCCAGAAAAUCACUGAGGCCAUGAAGCUGGUGGCCGCCGCUAAAGUCCGUAGAGCACAAGAAGCUGUCGUGAAUGGCAGACCCUUCUCUGAAACUUUAGUUGAAGUUCUUUACAACAUUAACGAGCAGCUCCAGACGGAUGACGUAGAAUCUCCUCUUACUAAAGUCAGACCUGUCAAGAAAGUUGCUCUUGUGGUUGUGACAGGAGACCGAGGUCUCUGUGGUGGUUUCAACAAUUUUCUCAUCAAGAAAGCCGAGGCAAGAAUCGCCGAGUUGAAGAGUCUUGGAUUGAGCUACACGAUCAUUAGCGUUGGCAAAAAGGGUAACUCUUACUUUCUACGUAGGCCUUAUAUUCCAGUAGAUAAAUUUCUCGAAGGGGGUAAUCUCCCAACAGCCAAAGAAGCUCAAGCCAUAGCCGACGACGUCUUUUCUCUCUUUGUUAGUGAAGAAGUUGACAAAGUGGAGCUUUUGUACACCAAGUUCGUGUCUUUGGUCAAGUCCAACCCUGUAAUCCAUACUCUGCUUCCGCUCUCCCCAAAGGGAGAGAUUUGUGACAUUAAUGGCGUCUGUGUGGACGCAGCUGAGGAUGAGUUCUUCAGGUUAACGACAAAAGAAGGGAAAUUGACGGUGGAGAGAGAUUCAGUGAGGACUGAGACAAUAGAUUUCUCACCCAUUUUGCAGUUCGAGCAAGACCCGGUUCAGAUUCUUGAUGCCUUGUUGCCUUUAUAUCUCAACAGUCAGAUUCUAAGAGCUCUACAGGAGUCUCUGGCAAGUGAGCUGGCUGCAAGGAUGAGCGCCAUGAGCAAUGCCACUGACAAUGCAUCGGAGCUUAAGAAAAGUCUUUCUAUGGUCUACAACAGGAAACGUCAAGCCAAAAUCACAGGAGAGAUUUUGGAGAUUGUUGCUGGUGCCAAUGCCUUGUCUUAAACAGAGAGAGUGAUUGGAAAAAGAAAAAAAAAAAAGAAGAGAAGAUAAUAAGUGCAUGGUUAUGAUGAUCUCUGUGUAGGUAUUUCUAUUGGGCUCUGUACUAUUCUUUCAAACAUGCAUCUUUCUGAACGAUUUAUGCAAACUUUUUUAUAUAUAUACUUUCUUCAUUGUAAUUCUCAACCGAGUAUAAACUUUGUGCACUAUGAGAACUGCAAUGUAUUUUGGAACAAGCUAUAUUCACAGCAAUAAUUUCUUUUUUGUA
Molecule: messenger RNA, 1396 nt
Organism: Humulus lupulus (European hop)
Lineage: Eukaryota; Viridiplantae; Streptophyta; Magnoliopsida; Rosales; Cannabaceae
Product: ATP synthase gamma chain, chloroplastic
Exons: 1
Coding region: 1-1134 (377 amino acids)
Biological process (GO): proton motive force-driven ATP synthesis
Cellular component (GO): chloroplast thylakoid membrane
Molecular function (GO): proton-transporting ATP synthase activity, rotational mechanism
Source: RefSeq, a predicted model, not a curated record